AUGGAAUCGAGGAUUUCAUCUAUAGUUAUUGGUUCUUCUAACUGUGAUUUUUGGUCUGGUGUAAGUUUUGGUUCUGCAACAAAUGAGACAGAGCUUGAACAAAAUAACACAUUGCAAAGUCCGAAAGAUUCUACAAAACAAUCAGUCCUGGAAAAGAUUUAUGAUUUUAACAGUAAAAAUGGAACUGAGAUAUCAGGAAUGUAUUUUAUCAGUAACAUUGACAUUGCCUACAGAAUGGGACGACGCAGCAGUUUAUGUCAGAUGGGCAUUUGCUUGUGGCCGAAAUCUGAAGAUGGGUUUGUGUACAUCCCCUAUACCAUAUCGCAGACUUACAGUAAAAUGCAGCAGGCUUCGUUUACCACAGCUUUCAAUGACUUUGCAAGAUACACCUGUAUUCGUUUCAUUCCUCGUGCAUCACAAACGGACUACAUCUCUUUUGAGUCUUUGAAUGGAUGCUGGUCCACUAUUGGUCGCAAUGGUGGUUCGCAGACAGUCUCUGUGGAUAAAGCAGGCUGUAUGUGGGUGGGAAUUAUCGAACAUGAGAUCAGCCACUCUCUUGGCCUUCAUCAUGAGCACGUGAGGGGAGACAGAGACCAAUACGUCACUGUUCAAUGGAGCAACAUUGCAGAUGGGUAUUCUGGUAAUUUUGCGGUAACUGAAACAUACAAUAAGGAACUAACACCUUACGACUACGGCUCCAUCAUGCAUUAUGGAAGAACUGCUUUCUCCGCUAAUGGAAUUUCACCUACAUUAGUUGCUACCCCAGACGAUACUGUUGCUUUUGGACAAGAAGAUAUGUUCAGUGAAAUGGAUAUCAAGAAACUUAACCUCCUCUAUCAGUGUAAUGAUUAUUUAAAGAAAUCUAUCUCAGCCACAAUGACCACUACUUCCACCACAACCAGAUCUACAGCAAGGACUACUCCCACCACAACCAGAACCACAACAAGAACCACAACUACCACAACUCCUACGACAACCAAAACUACAACAAGAACUACUACUACUACAAGUAUCGCUAGCACAACUACAGCUGCUAUGAAGAUCUACAAUGAUUGUGGAGCAAAUCUCAGAGCCCCAUCAGGCGUUAUCACAUCUCCAAACUACCCAGCUAAUUACCCCAAUAAUGCCUACUGCAUAUGGAAUAUCACCAGCAAGUCACAGAUUUCAAUUACUUUCACAGAUGUGGAUACUGAAGCUACUGCAAACUGUCUUUACGACUAUGUGAAGGUUAUCGAUGGGUCAAAACUAACUAAUUAUGUCUUAGUUCCUAACAUUUGUGGUAAUUCCGUCCCUCCGACAUUUAUGUCCAAUGAUGUUUCUGUUCUGAUUGUCUUUGUCACUGAUUGGAGCGUUCAAAGCAGAGGAUUCCGUCUGGAGUACAAGACAGUUUAAAUUGAUGGCAUGUUCUGAAAUAUCAUACGCCAGGAUUUUCCUUGCUCCUCGGGGGCGUCGGCUAACCAGAUUGUGAGAUUUCAGAAGAUGACCAUAGCUGGAAUCAUG
Bombina bombina (fire-bellied toad) is the source of this 1500-nucleotide messenger RNA. RefSeq names its product high choriolytic enzyme 2-like. The record is from RefSeq and is a predicted model, not a curated record. Lineage: Eukaryota; Metazoa; Chordata; Amphibia; Anura; Bombinatoridae. The transcript has 12 exons. Gene Ontology annotation, molecular function: metalloendopeptidase activity; zinc ion binding. Bases 1 to 1392 code for a protein of 463 amino acids. Gene Ontology annotation, biological process: proteolysis.